Messenger RNA from Impatiens glandulifera, 1265 nucleotides. Its product is annotated as probable isoaspartyl peptidase/L-asparaginase 3. Gene Ontology annotation, biological process: protein deglycosylation. The coding region runs from base 62 to 1129 and encodes 355 amino acids. The record is from RefSeq and is a predicted model, not a curated record. Gene Ontology annotation, molecular function: N4-(beta-N-acetylglucosaminyl)-L-asparaginase activity. The transcript has 7 exons. Lineage: Eukaryota; Viridiplantae; Streptophyta; Magnoliopsida; Ericales; Balsaminaceae.
ACCCAAUUAGCCCUCCUCUCUCUCAGAGGACAUACAAAAAAUAUAUAUAAAUUCCCGUUUGAUGGCCGGCAGCAGCAGCUCCUUUCUGAUCGGACUUGCCUUCUUCUUCUCCUUCGUCUCAACGGGAUUGGGACAUGGAACCGGAAAAUUCCCAAUGGUUGUUACUACUUGGCCAUUCUUGGAUGCUGUCAGGGCUGCUUGGACAGCCAUUGAAAGUGGGUUCUCAGCAGAAGAUGCCGUUGUUGAAGGUUGCUCAGCUUGUGAGGAGCUAAUGUGUGAUGGCACAGUUGGACCAGGUGGUAGUCCAGAUGAAAAUGGGGAAACAACAAUUGAUGCUAUGAUCAUGAACGGGGCAACAAUGGAGGUUGGAGCAGUGGCUGCGAUGAGAAAUGUGAAAGAUGGUAUAAGAGCUGCAAGAUUGGUGAUGCUUCACACCAGACAUACCCUAUUAGCAGGAGACCAAGCCUCAGCAUUUGCAAUUUCAAUGGGUCUUCCAGGACCCACAAAUCUUAGCUCAAAUGAGUCAUUAGAGAAAUGGUUAACUUGGAAAACGAAUAAUAGUUGCCAACCCAAUUUCUGGAAGAAUGUUUUACCUGCUGCUGCUCAUACUUGCGGUCCUUAUAAGCCAGAACUUGGAGAGCUUAAUAGUAUGAAGCAACAAUGCUUAAUGAGUAACGAAUUAACAACUGCAUCUCCUAUAGGUCGUCAUAGCCAUGAUACAAUAUCCAUGACCGUGUUUGAUAAGAUGGGUCACAUUGCUGUUGGAACAUCAACUAAUGGAGCCACGUUUAAGAUCCCUGGCAGAGUUGGUGAUGGGCCUAUUGUAGGAUCUUCAGCUUAUGCUGACGAUGAUGUAGGAGCAUGUGGAGCAACAGGUGAUGGUGAUAUCAUGAUGCGCUUCCUUCCAUGUUAUCAAGUGGUGGAGAGUAUGAGGCUUGGAAUGGAGCCUAAGGAUGCGGCCAAGGAUGCUAUUGGUCGAAUCGCUAGAAAAUAUCCAGAUUUUAUUGGGGCCGUCUUUGCAGUAAACAAAGACGGCGUGCAUGCAGGUGCUUGUUAUGGGUGGAAGUUUCAAUACUCAGUUAGGAGCCCUGGAAUGAAUGAUGUAGAAAUAUUUACUGUGUCGCCUUGAAAGAUUGAAUCCUAGUUAUAUUCAUUGUCUUAGAUAGUUUAGUUUUUCUUCUCUCUUAGUGUUGGAUAUUGGGAUUGUGUGGACCAAUCUUUCUGAUAAUUGGAUUCACAGAAAUCUGUCUGCUUUAUUUCUCUCA